AAAAAGCUAAAGACCGAAAAGAUUGGUCAAGUCUAGUUCGGGUUCAAAACAGCAGGACAAGAAAUAAGUCAAAUAACUCACCUCACUAUGGCAUAAGCUACUUGCUUGUUGUUCAAAAAGAAAAGAAGAAAAAAAAGGCAUAAACCUUUACUUUUCCACCAUCUCAUUCUUCCACCCAUCCAACGUGUUGUGUUAUCUUAGGAUUUUGAGGAUUAUUGGAAAGAGGGCAAGCAAAUGAGUGUGAGCAGUGCAUCGGUCCACCCGGUGGAAGCUCCUCCUCCUGCAGCAGCAGCUCCAGAAGCUACACAAGCGCCACGUGUGAGGAUGGAAGAUAUACAAGGGAUGCCUGCAACGUUACUCGGCCUCACACUUCGUUUCUUCCAAUUCUUCUUCGCAGCUGCUUCCCUCUCCGUCAUGGCCUCUACCAACGAUUUCCCUUCCGUUUCCGCCUUCUGCUAUCUAGUUGCAGCCACUAUCCUGCAGAGCUUGUGGAGUCUUGCACUAGCCACAGUUGAUGUCUAUGCCAUUAUGGUCAAGCGUUCCCUACAGAACCGUCGUCUCGUUAGCUUGUUUGCAAUUGGUGAUGGGGUGACAUCGACGAUGACAUUUGCAGCAGCGUGUGCAUCAGCAGGGAUAACGGUUCUGAUAGACAACGAUCUGAAUAGCUGCUCGGCAAACCACUGUGUUCAGUUUGAAACAUCAACUGCAUUAGCCUUCAUUAGCUGGUUUGCUGCUCUCCCUUCUUUUCUCUUCAACUUCUGGUCUCUCGCUUCAUCAUCCCGUUGAAAUUAAAAAAGACUAGACUGAACACAAGAUCGGUUUCCACCCCUGUGUACAUAUAGUGACUGGUUUUUUCUUCUUUCUUUUUUGGGAAUUGUUUUGUAAGACCGACCUUGUUUGUUUUGUUGUUGUAACACUGACAAAGAAACUUACUAAGCAACGGUUGCGGAUUAAACAACCU
Brassica rapa (field mustard) is the source of this 961-nucleotide messenger RNA. RefSeq names its product CASP-like protein 5A2. Gene Ontology annotation, cellular component: plasma membrane. Lineage: Eukaryota; Viridiplantae; Streptophyta; Magnoliopsida; Brassicales; Brassicaceae. The record is from RefSeq and is a predicted model, not a curated record.